AUGGCCUUUGCAGUUUCAAGUAAAAUUAUUUUUUUCCUGCUGUUGUUUUUGUUUCUACUCUCAGCCACAGCCCAGCGUUACGGGAAUGUUACUUUGGGUUCAUCAAUAACUGCAAACAAAGCAAAUUCCACUUGGGUGUCACCUUCUGGAGAUUUUGCUUUUGGCUUCCAGCAGAUCAUUCCUGGACGUUACUUGCUGGCCAUCUGGUUCAACAGAAUACCUGAAAGAACCAUUGUUUGGUCUGCAAAUCGUGAUAAUCUUGUCCAAGAAGGAUCAAAAGUUCAACUAUAUGCAGAUGGAAGGUUUGAAUUGAGUGAUCCUAGUGGCCAUAGGAUAUGGGCUACUACCAUUAUCUCAUGA
Fraxinus pennsylvanica is the source of this 360-nucleotide messenger RNA. The record is from the annotation of a GenBank genome assembly. Lineage: Eukaryota; Viridiplantae; Streptophyta; Magnoliopsida; Lamiales; Oleaceae.